Molecule: messenger RNA, 321 nt
Organism: Salvia splendens (bonfire salvia)
Lineage: Eukaryota; Viridiplantae; Streptophyta; Magnoliopsida; Lamiales; Lamiaceae
Product: protein RALF-like 33
Exons: 1
Coding region: 1-321 (106 amino acids)
Biological process (GO): calcium-mediated signaling
Cellular component (GO): plasmodesma
Source: RefSeq, a predicted model, not a curated record
AUGAGUUUGCAAUUGCAUCUUAUAUUCGUAGCGGCUGCGGUGGCUGCCUUAGCCACCGUAGCGCAUUCGAGCUCCUACAGCAUGGGGCAGGGGCUGGUGGCGAAUUCGAUGGAACACCUAGACCAAGAAAUGAUGAUGGAUGAUCCUAUUAGGCGCCACUUAGGUUCGGCCGGAUACAUCAGCUAUGGCGCCCUUGCACGUAACAAGGUCCCCUGCGAUAAGAGAGGGCAAUCCUACUACAAUUGCAAACAGCACGAGGCCGCCAACCCCUACAACCGCGGUUGCACUAGGGUUACUAGCUGCGCUAGAAGUACCGUUUGA